AUGCUGGAGUGAAUAAAGGCAUAAAAAUUAAUAAUGUUGUAAAUAAAGCAAUAAGAAUUAAUAAUAUUGUGAAAAAAGAUGCUAAAGUAGAUGAAUGCAUGAGAGUAAAUGAAGAUGUUGAUAAAG
Racocetra fulgida is the source of this 126-nucleotide messenger RNA. The record is from the annotation of a GenBank genome assembly. NCBI's taxonomy places the organism in Eukaryota, Fungi, Glomeromycota, Glomeromycetes, Diversisporales, Gigasporaceae.